This is a messenger RNA of Paramuricea clavata, 11464 nucleotides long. Lineage: Eukaryota; Metazoa; Cnidaria; Anthozoa; Malacalcyonacea; Plexauridae. The record is from the annotation of a GenBank genome assembly.
AGAUAAUCAAGAAAACAAUUAUUUUUUGUUUAUAAUAUAGGCCAGUUACAGGACUAUCGUUUCAUAAAAAGAUAAAAUAAAAAAUAAUUAGACGACAAAACAACAAUUGAAAAUCAUGAGUGAUCAAGGAGGAAAGAAGGGGAAGGGACGCGGUAGGAAACGGGGUAAGGGGAGAGGAGGGCAGCAACAACGACAAAAUGAAAGUGUUCCUGGCAGGCAACAGCAACAGAGAGACGAACAACAAGGGGCUACAGCUUUGCCAGAGCAGAGACAACAACCACAACAGGGUCGGCAACAAUCACAGAAACAGCCACAAAGGAAACGGCAACCGAGCGAUGAACAACAAGGGGCUACGGCAUUGCCAGAACAGAGACAGCCACCUAAAGAAACACAGCAACAACCACAACAGGGUGGGCAACGAUCUCAAAAACAGCCGCAAAGGAAACAGCAACCGAGCGAUGAACAACAAGGGGCUACGGCAUUGCCAGAACAGAGACAACUGCCUAAAGAAACACAGCAACAACCACAGCAGGGUCGGCAACAAUCGAAAAAACAACCACAAAGGAAACAGCACCCGAGUGAUGAACAAGAAGAGGCUAUGGCACAGAGACAACCACCUAAGGAGACACAGCAACAACCACAGCAGGGUCAACAACAAUCACAAAAACAGCCGCAAAGGAAACAGCAACCUGGGGAUCGAACAGAUGGUGCAGGCCCUAGUAAGCCACAGGGGCAGCCUUCACCCGCAUCUCAAGGGGAUCCCAGACCUCAGGAUCCCUCUCAACCCAGAGCCCAGCCAUCAACACAACCACAACCAUCUACAGGGGCAACUAAACCUGCACCCCCUCAACAACCCCAAUCCCCCCGCGGGGCAGAGAAACCCGAUCCCUCUGGUCAAAGAGGAGGUACACCACAAUCGGAUAGAGCCGUACCGAAACCGCCUCGCCGUCCUGAUGGUGGAGGCAGAUCCGGCCGACCUAUCCAACUUCGAGCAAACUUUCUACCUGUGAAAAUACCCACCGGUGAUGUCCAUCAUUAUGACACAGAUAUCCGAGAGAAAGGAAAGAAAAGCGAAGAAGGGUAUACGAGGGCUGAAGCCCCAAAAAUUAUUCAAGAGGUUGUGAAAAUAUACGAGAAGGAAAAUCCAAGUGGUCCUAAAUUGGUGUAUGAUAAGAGCGGCAAGAACAUGUAUUGUCGCCGUCUUAUCCCUGGAAUAGGAAAAGACAGUCGAAGGUACAAUCUACAGUACACCACAGACAAUGGUAGAGAAAAAGAGUUCAUUGUCGAUGUUAAACAUGCUGCUGUUGUCAGUCUUUAUUACCUUAAUGAAGCCCUUGAAGGACGACAUACUGAAAUACCAUUUGAUAUCAUGCAAGCAAUCCAGACUGCUCUGCAACAAAUGCCAAAAAUGAAGACCAUCCAAGUCCGUAAUUCGUUCUUCGAUUAUCCGACCGGUCGCGAAAAGGACCUUGGCGGGGGUAUACAAGUGUGGAACGGGACGUUUGUUAGCAUUCGUCCGACACAAUGGAAGAUGAUGUUGAAUGUUGAUACUUGUGCUACGGGUUUCUACAAAGGACAGUCUGUGUUAGACUUUAUGUGUGAGUUUCUCAAUCAAAGAAAUUUGCCAAGACGUUUGGACGAGAGACAACGAAAAAAAUUUGCCAAAGAAAUAAAAGCAAUAAAAGUUGAAACAACACACAUAAAAAGAAAACAAAAAGCCAGCGGUCUGUCCUUCAAGUCGGCCAAAGAUGAAACAUUCGAUUGCGAAGGUCGAAAGGUUUCGGUGUUGAAUUACUUCAAAGAUAAGUACAACAUCACUUUGCAACAUCCAGAUCUGCCGUGUAUUAAGAUUGGCCAGAAGGGAAACCUCAUCCCGAUAGAGCUUUGUCGAGUUGUUGACGGGCAAAAGAAGCAGGGUAAAUUGACGGGAGCACAAACGCAACAGAUGAUUCGCCACACUGCCAUACCUGCACCAGAUCGCCUGCAGAAAAUUACCGAGUUGAUCAGAAAACUCCACUACGAAAGUGACCCAUAUAGCCGAGACUUUGGCAUCAGUAUUGGCAAUGAAAUGGUCACUAUACAGGGACGUGUUUUAGACCCACCACUUCUAAUGUAUGGUCCAGGCAACCGACCGGGAAAAGAGAUGCCUCGCGACGGAUCGUGGAAAAUCACAAAGAAAAUGCUUGACCCGAAAGAGUUGAAGGAGUGGGCCUUGAUUUCCUACAUUAACGACAGCCAGCCAAAGAGGGGAGGAGGAGGCGGUAGAUAUCGUGGCCCAGAAUACCUUGAUGAUCGUGGAGUUGACGAUCUCAUUCACUAUCUGGUAGACGUCGGUCGUGAAAAGGGGGUACGAGUUAACGAGAAUCCAUGCUAUGUUGGAAAGGAAACAGGUUUUCAUGGUACUGAUAAACUAUUCAGUAACCUCAAGGCUCGUUAUCCUAAUUUGCAGUUAAUCGUUGUUGUUUUGCCAGUGAAUGGCGACGAUUAUUACGAGGAAGUCAAGCACUGUGGCGAUGUCGUUUAUGGUAUCACCACGCAAUGCAUCAAGGUCGAGCAAGCUUCAAGCGAUUUCUCUGAUUGGAGGAAACGAGAGACACUUGUUAACUUGUGGCUCAAGAUAAAUGCCAAACUCGGUGGUACAACCUGUGCUCUUGACAAGACUGUGAAAUCUCCGAUUUUGCAACGCCCAGUUAUCAUAUUUGGUAUGGUAUAUAUAUUGAAACUGUUUUUACUUGGACAAGUAAAAUUAUCUGGCACUAAACUUAACAAACAACAACUAUUAAUGCAGUGCAUCCUGUAGCUACUUUGUUAUUUUACUUUGUCUAAUGCCAGACAAUUUUACUUUUGUAAAUUUUGUAAACCACACCUGGAGUAACUUCAAAUGAAAAUAUAUACAUCCAUUCAGUCCUCGCAAUUUUCAGUGGCAAAAACCAAUGGACCAUUUGCAUUAUAGACUAACUUUUGAUCUAGACAAAAAUUUCAUCACAGCAUGAAAGAGCAUCACAAAAUUAGUAAUAUUCCAAAGUUUCGUUGCGAAAUGUUGUAAAAUGCGGAUAAUAUAGCCUUGCGAAAUUUGCAAUUUUCAGUCAUUUUGUAUUACAAAGGGAAAUUGAUGCCCCAAUUACACCCGAUUGGGCUGUCAAGUUCCCGUGCGUAAUACAAAAUGACUGAAAAACGGCAAACUUCGCAUGGCUAUAUUAGGCCACAUAAAAUAAAUUCCUUGAUUCUCAUCACCGCCCGACUGUAUUUUAAGAGAUGCUUGAAAUUUUUUUAUAUUUUGUUAUACAAUAUAAAUGAACUGCCCGACAAAAUAUUUCAAGACAGUUAAGUUUUUUAUAUUAAAUAUAAACCUCUCGGCUCUUCGACAUUUUCAAAGUCUAGUGAUGAGAAUCAAGGAAUUUAUUUUAUGUGGCCUUAUCCGCAUUUUACAACAUUUCGCAACGAAACUUGGGAAUAUUACUAAUUUUGUGAUUCUCUUUCAAGCUGUGAUGAAAUUUUUGUCUCCAUUGCCACCAAUAUUCUCUGCUAAAUUCAAAUUAUUGACAGCAAUUUUUUUCCCAAUGGUUAUCUAUUUACUAUUUGCUGUAAAAGAAUCUAUCAAAGUCAUUAGGUUUCAAAUUAUCCCUUUUCAUUUUCAAAUAGUCAUUUUGGUACAAAAAAUUGCUGUCGACCCACUGCCGAACUGUAAAUAUAGAUAGUUUUUUGUCUUGGACAAUUUAUUUGAAAUUGCAAGGACUGACCCUAGAAAAUCUAAAAAAUUGUACCCUGUACCAAAGAUACCCAAUAGACCUUUCCCCUUUUAAGUGAAAUUUUGAUCUAGACAAAUCUGGACCAAAAUUACUUUGAUCAUCUGAUUAUCAAUUUCCCGUUUGUAAUACAAAAUGACUGAAAAACGGCAAACUUCACAAGGCUAUAUUAUCCGCAUUUUACAACAUUUUGCAACGAAACUUCGGAAUAUUACUAAUUUUGUGAUGCUCUUUCAAGCUGUGAUGAAAUUGUUGUCCAGACUUGUCUAGAUCAAAAUUUCACUUAAAAGGGGAAAGGUCUAUUAGAAUGCAAUGUCUUCUCUAGCUAUCCUUUAUUGUUUUACUCUAUCCAAUGGUUGAUUCCAGCUAUAGACUAAAUUUUGAUCUAGGCAAGAAGCUGCCUCGUCCCCAGGCGCUAAUAAAAAAAUUUCAUGGGAGUCACUAUAUGAAAGGUUUACAUGAAGUAGUGCAUCACGACGAACAAGCGCAGGGAGUUAUGGGCUUGAGGCAUCGAUGCACUACUUCAUGUAAACCUUCAUAUAGUGACUCACAUGAAAUUUUUUUAUUAGCGCCUGGGGACGAGGCAGGGCAAGAAGAACAAAAUCCUAGAUAGAGUAUAUUAAAAUUAGUAAAAUUGCAAAGUUUGGUUGCGAAAUGUUGUAAAAUGCGGAAAAUAUAGCCCUGCGAAAUUUGCAAAUUUUGUAUUAAUUUGUAUAACGCGCGGGAAAAUGCACCACUUUCGGCAAUAUCGCAGCCAGACUAUCUACUUCCGCUUCCCUGAGUCAGCCUUGCGAGGUUGCACUUUCGGCCCAAAUGUGGCGCAUUUUCCCACGCGUAAUACAAUUUAAUACAAAAUUUGCAAAUUUCGCAGGGCUAUAUUUUCCGCAUUUUACCGCAUUUCGCAACCAAACUUUGCAAUUUUACUAAUCUUAACAUGCUCUAUCCAGCUGUGGCGAUGGAUUUUAUUUUAAAAUUUAGUCUAUAGCUGGAAUUGCCUAUUCUAGACUCAUUCUACUCAUGAACCCAUUGAGCAACAACAGUUCUCCCCCCUUGACAAGUAAAAUUGUCCGGCAUUAGACCGAGUAAAAUUAUAUAAUAUAAAAGUAUAUGGUGCAUUAAUAGGAUGCAAUGUGACUUUAGUUAAUAGGUUAACACAUUUUAGGGUAUUAUAUUGAACUGUAAUAUCCUUUCAUUGUCAUAACUUGUUAAGGUGCUGAUGUCACCCAUCCUGCAGCUGGAGACAAAUCUAACCCAUCCAUUGCAGCCGUUGUAGCAAGCAAAGAUUCUUACCCCACCCUCUACAAUGCCGAAGUCCGUGUUCAAACACACCGUCAAGAAAUGAUUGCAGAUCUUAAAGAAAUGGUCAAAAUACUUCUGAAGAAAUUUCGAGCCUCGACAGGAGCGAUUCCUGGAAAGAUAAUUUUUUACCGAGAUGGCGUCAGCGAGGGUCAGUUCCGAGAUGUCCUCAUGAAUGAAUUGUCGGCGAUUCAAAGGGCAUGUCGUGAGCUAAAAGACGACUACACCCCUGCUAUAACUUUUAUCGUUGUCCAGAAGCGUCACCAUGCUAGAUUCUUUGCAGUCGACCCAAAAGAUCAGAGAGGCAAGAGCAGAAACAUACCAGCAGGUAAAGUGCUGUUUUGUUUGUUAAUUGUUUAUACGUAAUAAUUCAAAUCCGAACUUGAAAUCUAGUCCAGUCCAAAUUGGAAGACUUGAAAUGACAUCUCAUACUUACAUGUAAAGUGAGGUGAAUUAAUUUUGAUCCAGUACAAGGACUGAACUGAUUAACAGUCUUAGGACUGGAUCAAUAUACUUCAUCGGGUAUCCAGUAUAUUAUCAUGUCAGCAAAAUAAAGCAAUAUGAUUGGCUAGUGAGUACCCUGGGUGCCAGAGCCUCUUGUGAUAGAAGUGAGGACACGACGAGGAGGCUCUGGUCACACGAGCAUCCAGCCUCACUUUGGUGAGUUCAAUAUUUGAACUCUGUUUGUGAUUGGUCAAUAUUUAUGCGAGUCUUUUCAUUGGUUAACCGAUGAGCGUUGGUUAACCAAUGAAAAGACUCGCAUAAAUUUAGACCAAUUACAAACAGAGUUCAAAUAUUGAACUCAUGCACCAAAGUGAGGCUGGAUGCUCGUGUGACCAGAGCCUCCUCGUCGUGCCCAGGGCAGCUAGUUUAAUAAUUAUUCAUGAGAAUUAUUAAUGAGUUUGAGAUAAACUGUUAAAAAUCCAUGAGUCUGGCAUACAAUACAACACAACACAAUACAAUACACUUUAUUUAACGAGGGUAACACCAAUUACAAACGUAUUCUCCCUAGUGGCCGCAUAGGGCUUGAUACAGUAAAUAACCCUGAUAUUUCUGCGAAACACAUGUCUAACUGAAAAAUUUGUGAAGAUUCUUGCUGAAGAUUAUCGUGUUGUAAAAGAGCAAUUGGCACAACUAUGCAUGCAGCGGUCAAGUGACUCAAGUCCAGCGUUACUCAACUUUGAAAAUCACAUGGGCACGUUUAAAAUUGCGACACGGUAGAGACAACAGGUCAGGGGUGCACCCUCCCCCCUAGGCAAGUCCACCACCACCCUAAAAAAAACCCGGCUUGACGGGCUUGACCAUACAUUUUCUGCUCUUAAUUUAAUAGCUUAGUUUUGUUCUUAAUUUAAUUUAAUAUCACAUGGCAGGAAAUCCACAACAGCGCAAGCCAAACGAAUAGCUUCUUCGAAUAGCGAUCAGCAAAGCUUCUAUACUGUUAGCGCAUGUCGAUUUCUUGAAACGAUUUAAUUUAUUUGUGAGCUCGCGAGAAAAUGCUUUAGUGGUUAAAUAUGUCAACAUAUCGAGGUUGUUAUACUACCCAUAUUUUCAAAUAUACUGUAUUUUAACAAGCAAAUUCACUGUACCGUGCUACAGCAACUUUCCACUCAUGCACACGUGAUAAAAAGCCGAUAUAAACUUUAUAAACAAAAGAUACAGUUAUCGGUAUCGGUUCAACUAUAUAUCAGAUGUUAAGUCGGCAAUUUUAUAUUCAUCAUAUAGGCACAGUGGUUGAUACACAGAUCUGCCAUCCGUUUGAAUUCAAUUGGUACCUGUGCAGCCAUGCUGGUAUACAAGGCACGAGCAAGCCAGCCCUCUAUCAUGUAUUGUACGAUGACAGCAAUUUCAAGUCAGACGACUUACAGAUCCUAACCAAUCAGUUGUGUUACACCUAUGUGCGGUGUGCAAGGUCUGUAUCUAUCCCCGCCCCCGCCUACUACGCCCAUCAUGUCGCGUUCAGAGCCAGACACCAUUUGAAGAUUGAAAGUAGUACUGAAGGCAGUACGGUAUCUGAUGACUCCGGGCCCAAAGAGGUCACCCAGGAAAUGAGAAAUUUGGUCACAGUCCAUCCAAACGUGAACUGCACUAUGUACUUUGCUUGAAGGGAAAUGGCAAUGUAUUUUUUAUUUUCUCAUUUGAAAGAACUUUUAAGACUAUAUAUAAAACUCCUUUACCGUUUUUUCAUAUCUUGCUUACUUCUACAAAUAUUUUGAUCGAAGGAAUGAAAUGUCCACCAUCUUCAAUUUUUGUAGAUAUGCAUGUCCACGUCACAACAGGGGUCACGCAAUAUUUUUAUCUAGACAAACACUAAUCAUUUUGCACUCAAAACUAUACUCUGUCUGCCCGGUAAAACAUCUACCAAUCAAUAUUUAGUAAGCAACGAAUACUUUUAUAUGGUUAAUCCCUGUUGUGACGUCACCAAAACUACCGUUAAUGAGAUCAAGAAUUUAAUAUCCAAGAUGGCGGACAUAUUACUUCGGAUGAAAAAUCGGUAAAAGAAGUUAAUAUAUAGUUUCAUAGUUCAUUCAAAUGAGAAAAUAAACAUUUAUAUUGCCAUUUCCCUUUAAUUAAUCCUACACGGCUAAAAACGCACAGGUUGUUCCAAGUUGAUAUCGACAGGCGUGAACAAUGUUGUGCGGCCAACUAUGAACAAGUUGUCAACCAUGUUUUUCCAAGUUGUUACAGUGGAACAAUGCUGUAACAACAUGUUGACAAUACUGUUCAUAGUGGGCCGCACAACCUUGUUCACGCCUGUUGAUAUCAACCUGGAACAAGUUGUCAUUGAUUUUCUCAACUUUUACGCGUGUACUUUAGUAUUUACUCUGUAUAUGAACGCCAGACGAUUUUACUAGUCAGUGGUAGAGUAUGUCAGUAAGUGGGUUAAGCCGGUUUUUAACUAUAAUUCUAAUGUAUAAAUUUCAAAAUUUAGUAAUUUAGUAAAUGUUGAUUGGUUAUUAGCGGAGGUUAUGCAAGCCAUGUUUUUGUCAACACGGUAAUGGACCUUUCCCCUUAUAACUAAAAUUUCGAUCUAGACAAAAAUUUCAUCACAGCUUGAAAGAGCAUCACAAAAUUAGUAAUAUUCCAAAGUUUUGUUGCCGAAAAUCUUGUAAAAUGCGGAUAAUAUAGCCUUGCGAAGUUUGCCAUUUUUCAGUCAUUUGGUAUUGCAAACGGGAAAUUGACAUCCGAUUCGGGUGUUGGGGCUGCAAUUUCCCGUUUGUAAUGCAAAAUGACUGAAAAUUGCACAACGUCGCAAAGCUCUAUUUUCCUCAUUUUACAACAUUUCGUAACGAAACUUUGGAAUAUUACUAAUUUUGUGAUGCUCUUUCAAGCUGUGAUGAAGUAUUUGUCUAGACUUGCCUAGAUCAAAAUUUUGGUUAUAAGGGGAAAGGUCUAUUCAGACUCAUUUUGGCGGCAUUUUGCCUCAUAGCGCUCGUGUAAGGAAGCAAAAAACUUUAAAAAUCUUAUGUUUUGUCAGAUGUGUUGAAGAUUACCUCAAACUGAUACAAACACAGUUUUUAAUCCAGCCCCCCUCGGCAAUCUGACGUUCGUGUUGACAAAAACCUCGCUUGCUUUAGACCCCGUUUACACGAUACUGGACAAAUUUGGGACCGGUCUGAAAUUCUUCCUUUUUCGCCUGUUUACACGCGCAUUCGUCCUGUUAGGGGGUCUCAAAUUCGUCCGGUUCCGUGGUUCUCGUGUGUUUACACGGCCGAAACGGCCGAAUUUCAGACCGGUCCCAAAUUCGUCCGGGUACCGUGUAAACGGGGUCUUAAGCUCCGCUAAUAACGCGAACACACCAGGGACCGGUUCAAAGCUGGGUUGACGCUAACCCUCGGAGUUAAAAUUUAAUCUGCUGUUUUAGUUUAUGUUUCUGCAAGUCUGUUUAUUUCUCAACUUCAGGGAAGAAAACUCCUACUGAUUCAGACAAGAUCUCUGAAGAAAUAUUUCGAAAUUUAUAAGCAAGCUCUUGGGAAGUUUGCUUUAAAUUUUAAGUUAACCUUGGGUUAAGCUAACCCAGCUUUGAACAACCGACCCCCGGAGGCUUCGGUGGCGCAAUCGUCAGGGCAAGCGGUCUGCCGAAGUCGUGGGUUUUCUUCGGGCGCUCCGGUUUCCUCCCACAGGGAAAGUUGACAGGGUUGGUUAGGUUAAACACAGUUAAGAAAAAAUAAGAAAGUAAUCAAGUAAGUAACAUGGGAAAGCGUAAUACUUGAUGUAAUCUGUCACUGAAAAGCCCCGAUGGGGAGUGAGCUCCGGGACGUAGCAACCGGGGGGUGGUUUGGGUGUGUACCCCUCCCCAACUGUGAAACUCAGGUAAAAAUCACGUAAAAUUCAAGUUGAAAUUUUGGCAUUUUCAGGUAAAAUUUGCCUAAUAAAGUCGUUAUUUUUGUGAAAUGAUACCAUUUAUGUAAAAUACAGUCAAUUUAGAUCCAAUAGACAUUAACUUGCAUGUUAGACCAAUUUUUGAUCCAGGCAAAAAAAAAGUAAAUUCCCGUAAAGAACUUAUUAAAAUUAGUAAAAUUGCAAAAUUUGGUUACGAAAUGUUGUAAAAUGGAAAAUAUAGCCUUGCGAAGUUUGCAUAUUUUGUAUAUGCUUGUAUUACGUGCGGAAAUUGUUAGCAUUUUUUGAGCCAAAAAUGGUGACAAUUUCCGCACGUAAUACAAACAUAUACAAAAUUUGCAAACAGGGCCGCCCAGAGGGGGGGGGGGCAAAGGGGGCAAAUUGCCCCGGGCCCCGAGUUGCUGGGGGCCCCUGAAAAAUUUUUGUUGGGCCCCAGCCUUUUUUGUGUGUUAAAUAUUUCCGCGCGAAGGACAAGAUAUCUGUUUUCUUGGGCUAAGUACCGAAUUUUGGCAUAAAAAAAUGAGAUAAAGUCCCUCGAAAGCAAUUGCAACGUACUCGUCCGGAAAAAUUUUGUACUCCGGAAAAAAAUUUUUACCCCUAAAAUGGUACACUGACCGAAAAUUUUUUGGCGACGGGGGGGAGGUUGUUCUCCGGAAAAAAAUUUUUCCGGGAAAAUUUUUUUAGAUAGGGGCCCCUAAAAAAAAAUUUGCCCCGGGCCCCCGCCAACCUCUGGGCGGCCCUGUUUGCAAACUUUACAAGACUAUAUUUUCCAAGCUUUACAACAUUUCACAACCAAAUUUUGCAAUUUUACCAAUUUCAUUGUUCUUUUUAGCUGUGAUUCCUUUCUCUUUACUUAGAUUAAAAUUUAUUCUAGCAUGCAAGUUGUCCACUCGUUUGCGAAUUUGCUUUAGAAAACGCCAGAAAUGCAGUCCUUCAAAAAUAUAAUGGGGAGGACCCCAGACCCCCUUUUAUUCGGAAACUUGGUAUGACAGUGGAAUCAAUCAGAAAAAGCUCUAUUAUAAUUAUUACACUUCAGGUAAAUUUUAAACAUUGAAGUUCAAAUUUCAGGUAAAAUCCUCCGACACCCCCUAACUUCAGAUGCUUCGCUGCGUCCCUGAGUGAGCUGAAUAAUGUGAUGUGUAAUGUAUCACCAAUACAUUUUCGGUGGGAUAUACGCUUGAAGGAAAACAGGCUUCAAAUCUUAAAUCUUAAUAUAAUUGCAAAUAUAUACACUCGUGUAAAAUGACUUAAAAGACCAAGGGAUAUUCUUAAUUUUGCUGGACCUGUAACCACUAUAUGUUUAUGAAAACAAAUUUAUUCAACUAAAUUUCCACCUAAUUAAAAGUAAUAUACCACAUUAUUCACGGCCAGUUACAUUCCGCCGUAACUGUUGCAAUUUGUAAUCGUUGAGCGUUUUAUAUUUACAUGUGUUGUACAAUACCCACCCCGUAUGUUCAUACGGAACUGUACAUUGAUUCCUCACACCCGCAGGGAUUGUGCAGCUUCGUCCUAUUCCCAAGAAAUAGGCAACAGGAGAUUUGUCAAGAUUUGUUGGCACCACUGAGGUUGGCACUCAUUCCUGCUUUAGAAAGUUAAUUAUAGGCACCGGUCAAUGUCCGGUUCUUUAAUGUGUCUUGCAUCAUGGUGACCGCGGUUUUCUUUACAAGGGCACAGCUUGACUCUCAUUUAAAAUCAAUCAAUUCAUUGAUUGUCUUCAAAAGCAAAUUGAAAAAAUCUCUAUUUGUAACAGAUAGCUGUUUAUGGAAUUAUAGGUAUUAGUUAUUUUGUACUUUUGUCGUUUAUUAUUUUUCUUCUAAACAUUUGACUGUAAAUAAUUUAGUUAAUCAAUUCUUUAUCAACUAGGGGUCUUAAUUUUAAUUCAAAAGCCUGUCCAGGUUUCUAGUACACCUCUAGGCCUUACAAUUAAUUAUUUUACAUAAUUACUAUUCUUGUAAAUACUACUGGGCGAAAUCAUUUAAUAAAUAAACAAGACGCCGACUCGGCGUUAACCUCGGGUCGGUGGAUAGGGGAUCGUCUGGUAAAUAUCCAAAAAUUGUGUAAAUCACGAUAGUUUAAUAGUUCAC